Mobula hypostoma (lesser devil ray) is the source of this 10242-nucleotide messenger RNA. It is a transcript of the gene maptb, whose product is annotated as microtubule-associated protein tau b. Lineage: Eukaryota; Metazoa; Chordata; Chondrichthyes; Myliobatiformes; Myliobatidae. Gene Ontology annotation, biological process: neuron projection development; microtubule cytoskeleton organization. The record is from RefSeq and is a predicted model, not a curated record. Gene Ontology annotation, cellular component: neuron projection. Bases 159 to 1316 code for a protein of 385 amino acids. The transcript has 11 exons. Gene Ontology annotation, molecular function: microtubule binding.
AAUGCUUGGCACAGCUCUACACUGACACUUACCCGGCACUGCCAGCCCCUUGCCUGUCUGACUGUGCGGCCUUCUCCUGCUGAAAGCUCUUGCUCCACAAGGGUCCCACUCCAAGCCUUAUCUCGCAGACCGGUGGUGAGUGAGCAGCAGUGGCGGCGAUGGAGACGGCGGACAGUCAGCGGGCUGAAGCGGAGAACGCGGGCGGGGUAGUCGCACCCCUGGAUGAACCGGUGGCGAAAGAUUCCUCCCCUGUCUCAGAUGAACCUGUUUCAGAUGCAUCGGAACCGAAGACAUCACCAUCGUCUGAGGGUUCUGUGGAGCUGCCGUCUGAUCAAGCUGCUGCAGCUCCAGUGCCUGUCACAGGUGAGGAAGGAGCCAAACCUCAGGCAGCUUCCGCCAAGGGCAAGAUGCAGCCUCAUGAUGCCGUGCCAGAGGCCAGCAGGAGUCGACUGCCAGCAGCGCGAGGAUCAAAGACCACAGCCAGACCUCCAGCCACUCAGAAAGAAUCUGGUCAGUCACCGGAUCGCCGACGGGCAGCAGGGGACUCUCCAGCCAAGCCGGGUGGUGGUGGGAGUGGAUGCAGCAGCCCAGGAGCUCCCGGGACCCCAAGCAGCCGCUCACGUACUCCCUCACAGCCAUCCUCUGGCUCAGCUAAGGAAGUAAAGAAGGUGGCUGUUGUACGUACUCCCCCAAAGUCCCCGGCUGCUGCCAAGGCACGUCUGGCUACUGUUCCUGCACCAAUGCCGGACCUGAAAAACGUCAAGUCAAAGAUUGGAUCUACAGAUAAUAUUAAACACACCCCUGGUGGGGGCAAGGUACAAAUCGUACACAAGAAGGAAGAUUACAGCGCUGUGCAGUCAAAGUGUGGUUCCAAAGACAAGAUCAAACAUGUUCCCGGAGGUGGAAAUGUACAAAUCACGAACAAGAAACUCGAUCUGAGUCAUGUGUCGUCAAAAUGUGGAUCAAAGGAUAAUAUCCAUCACAAGCCAGGUGGUGGCAACGUGGAGAUCAAGUCACAGAAAGUGGACUUCAAAGAGAAAGCCCAGUCCAAGAUCGGAUCGAUGGACAACAUCAGCCACACGCCAGGAGGUGGCACCAAGAAGAUUGAAUCUCACAAACUGACUUUCCGUGAGUCAGCUAAAGCUCGUACAGAUCAUGGCGCAGAAAUUGUCUACAAAUCCCCAACCCCCUCCAAUGAGGGCUCUCCCUGCCGACUCAGCAACGUGUCCUCCACUGGCAGCAUCAACAUGGAAUCUCCACAGCUCGCCACGCUCGCUGACCAGGUCUCUGCCUCAUUGGCCAAGCAGGGGUUGUGACUGUCGGUUUAAAGCAAGUUUGAAGUGUGCAACUGUCUAAACCGAGUUUGUGUCUGAUCUUUCAUACACUGCCUCUGGAUUUGCUUGCAUAUCUGACCAGUUACAGACAGUGGUGCUUUGUUGUCUUUUGUGUGUUAAUUCCUGAUCUGCAUUCUUUAGGCUUUUUGAGAAGUCUGGGACUUUAGAAGUAGCAUGUCCCUUUAUUUAGAGAUUAGUGGUUAAAGUACAGAAAUGGCUGAAAUGUUCUGACUGGUACAAAAAAAUUUUGAAACUUUUUCCAAGUGAAAUGGUGGCCUUUAUCUCAAGGGGCCUGAAACCCAGCAGUAGGAGCUCCUGGAAGUUGCACAAACCUCUGGUUUCGAGCCUGUCUUCUGUUCUAACGCUGCGCUCAGUGGGGCUGGAAGGGCUCCAGAAGGCUGAAGCGUUUGCUCAUCAGAAUGGUAUUGAAGGUAAAGUGGUUGAAUUGUGAGAACAGCUCAUAGAGGCAAAGCUUGUACUCCCUACACUGUAGAAGAUUAGGUGAUCUGACUGAAAUAUUUUUAAGGUGAUGGAAGGAAUAGAGCAAUGGGGUAGGGUACUGGAAUGAGAGCCAGGCUGUUCAGAGGUGGUGUCAGGAAACACUUCCACACACAGGAAGCCUGCAAACCCCUGGGAAGCUGCACCGGGAGAGCGAGGGAAGGGCAAGCAAAGGGGAACUGACUACCUGAAAUCCUCCACUUGACCUGCUGACUUGAGUGCUAACCCCAUAGGCUUCUGCAUUGUCAGUGUACCCACCCCGUGGGGAUCUGCUGAAGUGGGUCUCCUGGGGGUUAUUCUGACUUGGAUUAGGGAAUGGUGUAGAGCUAAAAGGGAGGUUGCUGCCUGAGGUCUCAGCUCCCAUCACUGGUCCCAGGGAGGAACCUGAGCCCCACUUCAUGCUGGUCCCUCCAUGCUCCAGUGGCACAGUUGGCGUUUCACCAUUUAUAGCCCUGGCGAAUUAGCUCAGUGUUUUACUUUGCCUAGUAUUUACAUGUUCUGUAAUGAGUACGAGAGUACACUUCCAGAUAGAGGUGAAACCCCAGAUCUGAUCUACAGAUCAGACCUCUCCUUGAAUCCCCAACAUAGGGAAUUACUUUAUCAAUUCCUUAAAUCGUCUUAAGCACCUCAAUGAAGUCACCACUUUAACAUCUAUACCACAGGAAUAUAGAUUUGUCAAUGCUCUAUUUAAACCAUUUUAGCUCCAUUACCAUUCUGAUAAAUGUGGAGAAGAUGUGGGAAAUAUCCUACUGCCUUUUCCACUGGAAGUAUAAGUUGCUUCUACAAAAUCUGAAGCAGAGGUUUAACAGGGACCCACAAAGUAGGCCCCAGAUUCAAUGACCCUCUCUUCCCCAGUGACCUUUCCUUAUCCUAGUCUGCCAUAGUAAUAUUUUUCCUGCCACUCUCCUGUCCUGCAGUGAUAGAAUUAUACUCUAUUUCAAAAUGUCCUGCUAAUAUAGGAUUGAUAUUGUGAUAAUGAGUAUGGAGACACAGUCAAGCUGGUGUUGCAGGAGGGUGCCAAAUCAUAGUUGAGGAGCAGGAGGAUCAGAGAGCGUAUAUACACACACAGCUUGUCUUAAUUUCAUUCCCUGUGAGGUCUAGAAUCCACGAGACUGUAGUUGGGUUGCUCCCAGGUCUGAACUUCCUUUGCUGCUGCCCUGGUGAAGCCCAACCAUCUCGUUGUUCAUGAAUGCCUUCACUCAUCUCUCUUGUUCAUUACAGUCCUGCUGCCAGUGACCUUAUCACUUAAUUUUGUUUGCUGUUUGGACCUGGUCCCCAAUGGUACCAUUGCCUUUGACCAUUGCUGUUGGUCAUAUUGCUGAUUCAGCUUGUUGAUUGAUCUUGCUGCCCAGUGAUAUUGUUAGUUUAUAACUGUGCUGUGUUCACACCAGCAUUGCUUCACUGGUCUGGACCCCAUUCCUGGAUUCCACUACCCAUGAUCUCAUUGAUUGCUUCCUGCCCAUUCAUCACACCACCCCUUGAUCACAUCUCCUUAUUCAUAUCAACCAUUUAUCAAUGCCCAUCGUUCUCACUGCCCAUGUACCAUCCUUGUGCUUCACUGGUGAUGACUGUCCAGCCACCUCACCAUUCUGAUCUUUACCUGUUGGUCUCCCUCUCUUGCCGCAAAUUGACCUCUGUCCAUUGAUCUUGUCCCUCAGUAUUGUUGCCCUUUGGUCUUGCUGCCUAUUGGCUUUGCUGCACAAUUAGGGGGAUGUCAGACUGCAGGUGCUGGAAUCUGGAACGAGAGACAAUGAGUUGGGAGAACUCAGCUGGCCCAGCUGCAACUUUGGGUUGGGGUGGUGGGGAUGAGAAAAUCCUGAUGCAGUCCAUUGAUGUCAUUGACCUCUCCGAUUACAAUGUUUCAAAGGCAUUUAGAUAGGUUUUUAGAUAAGAACUGUUUAGAAGGAUACAAGCAAAUGGGACAACCUCAGAUAGACACCUUGGUUGGCAUGAUGAGUUUCCAUGUUGUAUAACUGACUGUUGACUGAUCUAAUGUAGCUUCAUCAAGCACAUUAUCCUUCAAUUUCAGUUCUACCUGGCCUUUGUUUCCACUGGGCACGCUACCAUCGUUCUCACGAUGCGAUGCGCUGCACUUAUUUUUCCCAGGGUUGAAAUGUCUAAUGCCGGAUGGCGUGCAUUUAAGACAAGAGGGAGUAAUUUCAAAGGAGAUGUGAGGAGCAAGUUGUUUUUUUCAUAUACAGAGAAUAGUGGGUGCCUGGAAUGUGAGCCUUGGGUGGCAUUAAAGGUGGGUACAUUAGGGAUUUUUAAGAGAUAUUUAGAUAGGCACAUGAAUGUGAGGAAAAUGGAAAGAUGAAGACAUUGUGUAGGCACAAAGAGAUUAGUCUGACUGUCUUCUUCAGUCUAUCUGUUGAUCUCACUGUUCCUCUCAAUCCCUGCCCACCCCCCCCCCGCCCCAUUAAUCUCUUCUAUUUAUAUCCCUGUGUUCAGCUGGCCUCACUGGUUUUUCACGAUCGGAGCACUAUAACAGACCUUUCUUCGCCCUGUAACUUACAGUCUUCUCUGCAAUGUAAAACAUAUCUGUUUUCAGGAACCUUUCCAAGUUCUUGUGAGAGGUGUCUCCCUGAACUGUUAGCUCUGGUUCUUUCUCUACUGGAGCUGCUGAGAAUUUUAGACAGACAAAGAAACAAAGCCUCCAGGAUGACGAGAGAGGGUAAAAUUGUUCUGCCUCCAAUAUUCGAUGAAAGAGUUCCAAAGACUCUUGGUCCUCGGAGAAAAUUUUGCCUCAUUUAUUAGAGGUGAGCAACCUUUUAUUGUUAAAGUAUUUUUAAGAGUGAAACAAUGAUCAUCUCACAAGAGAAGGCCUCUGUAUUCACCUUGUCAUCCCCUCUCACUCUGAGUCUAGCAAACACCAGCCUGGAUAGUUCAGUCUACCCUGUGAGACAACAGCCCAUACACUGAGCCUCCUCUGAACUGCUCCUGGACAUAGCACUGCUGAUGUGGUCCAGUCACUGCCCUUUAUAACUGAUGCAGAACCUCUCUGCCUUGGAUUUCACUGCCCCUUGCAAUAAAUGACACCUUUGUUAGUUUUCCAAAUCACUUGCUGCAUCUGAAUCUUUGUAAAGGAUAUGCCCAGAUCUCUUGGCAACCCAGAGCUCUGACCACCUCCAGCGGGUCACCCCUCAGCCUCGGUUUUGGCUCAUCAAAUCCCUCGUUAUGAUCUCAAUACUCAUUGAUCCACAUUGCCUAAAAAUGCUCUAGCUCAUCAGUCGAGGGAUCCCUUUUCAUCUCUAACCAUUGAUUUCCUGGUCAUUUGCCAUCACUGUCCCCGACCCCCAAGGAGGAGACUCUUCCACCUCACAAAGUAGCUUAUUUUACUUUUGAAUCACACACAUUUAAAUUUAGACAAGUAAUUCUUGGCACACACUUGAUACUCAGAGGAUUUCUAACUUAUAAAAAUGUUCAAAUUACAAAAGAUUUAUAAACUACAAAGGAUUACAAAAUGCACAAAUUAAAAGAACGUACCAAUGAGUUGCAGAUGAACAAGUGUCCAUCACAAAUUCUGAAGCAUGAGGAAUAAAUUCUAGUUCUGCCUUCUGUCAUUCUCUUGUUAUUCCUAACAAUUGUCCUUCUAGUAAAGUUUAAUGGCAGUUGGGUGACCAACGUAAGAUGCAUUACCACCACCUACUGAGCUGGAGUGUGGAGCAAAGAGACAAGUAGUAUCCCCACUUUAAUUCCCGCUCAAAAAUAAAAACUCAAAUAAUAUCAAAAAGUCGAAUGCUUUUCAGAAAGUCAAGUACACAUUACAAUGGCUGUGAUAUCCUAACAAGCUUUCCAUGUUAAACUCUUUCUGUCCCAAAGAUCUCAAUUUAGCAAUUCGAUGUUUCCUUUGCACCCUCAUAGGAACUGCAUUUAAACAAUCUAUGCUGCACUGUUUCUUGACAAGUUCGCUCCCUAAAAAUACCCAUAUCAUGCAUAUUUAUUCUGAACAGUGUGGGCACAUAGCCAAGUGGUUAAGGCAUUGGACUAGUAACCUGAAGGUCGUGAGUUCGAGCCCCAGCCGAGGCAACGUGUUGUGUCCUUGAGCAAGGCACUUAAUCACACAUUGCUCUGCGAUGACACCGGUGCCAAGCUGUAUGGGUCCUAAUGCCCUUCCCUUGGACAACAUCGGUGUUGUGGAGAGGGGAGACUUGCAGCAUGGGCAACUGCUGGUCUUCCAUACGACCUUGCCCAGGCCUGUGCCCUGGAGAGUGAAGACUUUCCAAGCGCAGAUCCAUGGUCUCACAAGACUAAUGGAUGCCUUUAUUUUAAUUCUGAACAGGGAAUUAUUCAGCCUAGUAUGUCCAAUACAUAACUGUAAGUGUAACUUACUCUCUCCUUUUAUACCCACCUCCUAGUCGAGUUCCCACCAUCCUCUAAAUUUUAUAUAAAUCCUGUCCUUUCUUUUCCUUAUCCCAAAUUUGUUGCCACAGUGAUUGAAUAGACUUUUUAGUUAAGGAUUUCACCUCUCCCUUAUGCAAAGGCACCCUUAUGAAUUUAUAUCGCUGAUUUUAAGUGACUGCUUGGCAAGAAUGUCUGCCUUGUCGUUUCUUUCAACCCCAACCUGGGCAGGGUCCCAUAGAAAAUGUACACACAAGCCUGGGCACUGCUGUCUUAACAGAUGUCCACAGAAGAAUGUCUGGCCUACAAUCUGAAGUAUCUGUUUAAAUAAAUGUAAAGACCGAGAACAAAUCAGAGCACAAAGGCACGUAAUCAGGGUGUACUUCUUCGGCCCAUUCCAAGGCUAAAACGAUAGCAACCAUAUCAGACGUGAAUACUGUAAUAGUCUUGAUAAUCUUUUCUUAAUAGUCACCUGAAACUUUGGAGCAUUAGCAGAAACACCUGAAUGACAUUCCUAACAAUUCUAACUGCUUUUUAGUAUUUGUACUGUCUUACCUCUAAUUGACAUCCCCUGUGUCAAUUCCAUUCAUCAGGCCAGGAGAAUGCAAUGUUUAAUUUGGCCUAAGUGGGCUCCAUUAUUUCUCUUGAUACCUCAUUGUUCACGUGUUUACGACAAGAGGCUGAGCAAGGAAUAUUGGUUAGAAGUUUAACUUUGUCAAAAGCAACUUUUUGACCCUGGAAAGGUCAUGCUGCUGUGCCAGAAAGCUGAGGUUAGCAAUAAGCCUCUUUGUCCCUGUAAAGUGACUGUCCAUUACACAGUGAACAUUUAAUAGUCUCAAUUUGGAGUGCUCGUGUUCUUUGAUCUCAUGGUGUGCUGGUGUAUUUAUCCAGUGAUCUCGUCAUCCAUGCAUCCAUUGAAAGUGGCACCCAUUAGCCUGCUCUUUGAACCUGCCAUCUAUUGGUUCCAGUGUCAUUUGGUCUCGCUGUUCGUUGAUGUAACAGCCCACAGAUCGCAAUGUCCUUUGGUCAUACUUUCUGGACAUUAUCCUACAGAGACUUCUUUGUGUUAUGUACUUGAUCCACCAUCUUCAUUGAUGGUUAGAUCUCAUGUGUUCUUAGUCACAGUGACUUUAGACCUUUCUGUUUUGAUAUCACUGAACUAACUUAUUUACUUACAAUGAUAGACCAAUACCAUUCAGCCCAGUGUCCAGACCAACUCCCAGUAAUCCCAUCAGUCCCAUUCCAUAUUUCCCUGUGGCUUUGCACUUCUUUCUCUGUCAUGACCUCUACAAUUCUGCACUGCAGGGUGAUGGCAUUAGCCAUUUAAAAUAUCAACACAUCUUUGGGAUGUGGGAGGAACCGAGAAACCCACACAGCCAGAGGGAACGUGCAAAUGACCCAGAGUCAACCCCAGAGAUCGGGAUGGAAGUCAGGUCACUGGACCUGAGGUAGCAGCACUACCUGCCUCCCCCUAUUCCCAGGCAAUUAAAUUCACCAUUGCUGUCCAAUUUAUUUCUGUUGAUCAUCACCCAGUUAUUCUGCUGUACUUAGUUCUUAUUGCCUUUGAAUUACUCUGGCCACCCACAUGCCUCUCACUCACUCUCAAUCUACACUAAUGUCUGUUACUGCCCCUCUGUUCCCUUCUACUGAUCCCUGUCUGUUGAUGUCCAUAUCCUCUGAUCUCCAUCCACUGUCCAUGGCCUCUAUCUCCAUUGAUCUCAUUGUCCAUUGCUCAUAUGUUGGUACCACUGUCCACUGAUCUAACCUUCUGAUGCCCGCUGAUGUCACUCCCUCUUGCCCUUACCGCCCAUUCGCUGCACAGAGUGUGUUGACCUCAGUCUGUCUGAUUUCACUGUUCAUUGAUCUCACUGUCUCUGCAUCUCACUACCCGCUUCUGACUGACUGCUCGUUGUCCUGUCCAAUGACGUUGUGCAUUGAUCGCGCUGCUUUGCCCAACCAACCAAUCAACCCAUCUCUACCUUCCUGCAGUCAAGGGCUUUCCACCUCACUUCCAAACACCUGCCAAUUCAGUAACAUUUGUAAAUGUCUUUAUCAUUUACAUCUAAAUGAUUAACAGAGUCGGACAGCACAAAGGAGGCCCUUCAGCCCAUCAUCUCCAUGCUGACCACCAGUACCCAUAAAACAUAGGAGCAGAAUUUGGCCCAUUGAGCCUGCUUCACCAUUCCAUCAUGGCUGAUCCAUCUUCUUCCCAUCCCCAAUCUCCUUGUAUCCCUUCAUGCCCUCACUAAUCAAGAACCUAUCAACCUCUGCCUUAAAUAUACCCAAUGCCUUGGCCUCCACAGCUGCCUAUGGUAACAAAUUCCACGGAUUUACCACUCUCUGGCUAAAGAAAUUCCUCCUCAUCUCCAUUCUAUUCUGAGGUUGUCCUCUCUGGUACUAAACUCCCCCACUACAGGAAACUUCUCCAUAUCUACCCUAUCAAGGCCUUUUGCCAUUCGAUAGGUUUCAGUGAGAUCCCCCCUCAUUCUUUUCAAUUCCAGUGAGUGGAGGCCCAGAGCCAUCACACGCUCUUCAUAUGAGAAGCCUUUCAAUCCCAGAAUCAUUUAUUCUAAUUAACCCAUUUAUUCUAAUCCAAUUUGCCACACUUCUCUUCCUUGGUGAUUCAAGUGCUCACCUAGAGACUUAAAUGUUGUGAGAGUCUCUCCCUCCACCACUUCAAGCAUUCCAGAUUCCAAAUAUCUCUGUGUUAAGAAAAUUCUUCCUCAAGUUCCUCUACUACUUGACACUUCCGCCAUGGGGAGAAGUUCCCCACUAUCUACACCUAUAUGCCCUCAUUUCUGAGAGUUGCUGCACUCUCUGGGCCUGCCAUCACCCCAAGUUAGGCUUCAACUAAAUGAUCAGUCCCACCUGCAGUUAAUAUGAAACUCUCAGUGAAUUUGUCCCUGUGUCUGUGAGAUUGGUUCCUCAGGUGUGUGUCAGACACUGUGCCUUUGGUCUCUGCCUGCAAGAAACUGCAGUAAACGUCCUAUGUAUCCUUUCCUGGGAUGUGGGCAUCCUCCUCUGAGGAGGCGAUAGGCACACUGGACCUGCAUACUCAUAGAAGAAUGAGAGGUCAAAUAUACAAACUUCCCAAGCUCAACAAGGCUGAUGCACUGAAGAUGUUUGCUCUCAUUGAGGUGGGCAGAACCAGAAGGAGGUUGGCCAUUUAGGGCUGAGAUGGGAAGAAAUUUCUUCACUUGGGGUGUGGUGAAACUUUGGAAUUCUGUGCCCCUGAAGGCUCAGUGACUGAGGGAUGAAUAAUGUCAGGAUGUGGGAUCAAUGCAGGCAGGUACAGCAGUGAUUUCACUGAUGUAAUCAGCCAGUGGUGGCAUCUAUCCCUCAUUUUCCAAAGUCAGAAGCUCCAUCUGCCAGUAGAUUGUACAUCAGUGGAGUCAUGUUGGAUUGAUCACAUCAUACAACCUUUGUCAUUGAAUUGUCUGGUCUGUCUGAUAAUUUCUCAGCAGUCGAUAACUCUGGAUUAACUUGGGAGCUGAUGUCGGCUCUUUGCCUCACGCUAAGGAUGUACUGCAGACUGGGUCAGUUGGCAGUGGGUGAGACUGGGUGAAGUUGAGGGAAUGGCUGAGCUAGCUGUUCCCAACCAACAAAUCCUGUUCAGAUGUGGCAGGUGACAGAGAAACUAACCCAGUGAGUCUCACUGUGCACGUUGAGGGCAAGUGUUACUCAGGCCAACCCUCCUCUGGGGCAGUGACACACCGAUCAAAGGCGGGGUCAAGGCAUCCAAGGGGAGUUUGUGUUACAAAUGUCAGGUUCCAAAUUUCUUGAAAAGGGCUGAGAACUUGGAAAACUGAUCCCGUGAAGGACCUUCCUGCUUAUUCCCAUGCAGCUUUCUCUGGGACAAGUGCCAACGUGAAAGUGAUGUUGUGGUAGUGUACGUUGUUUCUUAACGCUUUCUCUUUAAGAUGUGAUGAGGUGGUAAUUUAAUCCCAAUGGCGGCAUCUUUGCUAAUGUUCAGUGGCUUUGCUUCUUGUCUGUGACUGCUCAACGCUGUAACUAUGAAUCAUUGGUUUAGAUUGAUAAUUGUGGCUGUAACAGUUUGGAAAUAAAGUCUGUG